ACUCCUCACACACACAUGUUGGGCGCAGCUGACAGCUCAUCUCUAGGUUGCAGACAGAGAGAGGCAGAGGAAGACAUCCAACACCUUCUCAUUUACUAAUGCUGUUUCUCAGGUUUAAGCAAACUCUUUUUGCGUACCAACUCUGAACUCCUCUCCCUGCGCGCGCCGUGUCCGCUGCGAUGAACGCCUCGCGCUCCGUCAGCAUGGGAAUCCCCACUCAAGUCCCUAACAUCCCCGUGGUGACCGCGGACACUCUCGCCGCGUGGAAUUACAGCGAAGUGAGCGCGCACCAGCUGAUGGAGCUGCCGGCGCGAGCCACCACGGUGGCAAUGGUGCAGGAUGUUCGACAUCCUUUCCCCACAGUGGAUGUUCCAGACCACGCUCACUACACUAUCGGCUCUGUCAUUCUGGCAGUGGGCAUCACCGGCAUGGUGGGAAACUUCUUGGUCAUGUAUGCCUUCUGCAAGAGUAGGAGCCUGAGAACACCAGCCAACAUGUUCAUCAUUAAUUUGGCUGUCACUGACUUUCUAAUGUGUGUCACUCAGACACCAAUCUUCUUCACCACCAGUAUGCACAAGCGAUGGAUCUUUGGGGAAAAAGGUUGUGAGUUAUAUGCAUUCUGCGGUGCUCUGUUUGGAAUCUGCUCAAUGAUCACACUCAUGGUUAUUGCAGUUGAUCGAUACUUUGUGAUCACUCGUCCUUUGGCCUCUAUUGGCGUCAUGUCACGCAAACGAGCUCUGUUGAUACUUUCUGCUGCUUGGGCGUACUCUAUGGGCUGGAGCCUUCCUCCGUUCUUUGGAUGGAGUGCAUAUGUCCCUGAAGGUCUGCUGACGUCCUGUUCAUGGGAUUACAUGACUUUCAGUCCUUCUGUACGUGCCUACACAAUGCUGCUCUUUACUUUUGUUUUCUUCAUCCCCCUCUUUGUCAUCAUUUAUUGCUACUUCUUCAUCUUCAGGGCCAUCCGAGAUACCAACAGAGCUGUGGGAAAAAUCAAUGGAGAAGGAGGACCCAGAGACUCUAUCAAGAGGAUGCAUCAAAUGAAAAAUGAAUGGAAGAUGGCAAAGAUAGCGCUCAUAGUGAUCCUUUUGUAUGUCAUCUCCUGGUCUCCAUACUCUUGUGUGGCUCUUACCGCUUUCGCUGGCUAUGCUGACAUGCUCACACCCUACAUGAACUCUGUGCCUGCUGUGAUUGCCAAAGCAUCCGCCAUCCACAACCCAAUCAUCUAUGCCAUCACUCACCCCAAAUACAGGUCUGCCAUUGCAAAGUAUAUACCAUGUCUAGGAGUGCUGCUAUGUAUACCACGUAGAGACCGGUUCAGCAGCAGUAGCUUUAUGUCCACACGACGCUCCACUUUGACUAGCCAGUCCUCAGAGACCAGCAGCUACAUGCACCGUGCCGGAAAGACACGCUUGUCCUCUGUGUCUGACAGCGAGUCGGGCUGGACAGACACAGAAGCAGAUCUCUCCAGCACAAGUUCGCGCCCUGCUAGUCGUCAGGUCUCAUCUGACAUCCGAAAAGAUGUGUCUGACUUCAAGCACAGCAGCUCUCUGAGGCUGAAGGUCAAGAGCAGAGACUCGGGUAUCUUCGACAGAACCUCGGCCCAGAGUCUAGCCGAGCCAAACUUGAGCCAGACCUGUACAUACAUCAGCACGGUGAUUGACAAAGAUGAGAUCUCCAUGACUGAGCCAAAUAUUAUCUCCGAGAACGUUGAUGAGAAAAGACAGCUGGCUCGGAUCCCUUCCAUCAUUGUUACAUCAGAAUCCAGUCCUGCCCUCCGCAGCGGUGGCACCUCCAGACAGCUCCCAGGUGCUUCGGUGGACGCAGAAACUUCUGAGAUUGACUGAAUAUGGGCUGCACUACCACUAAUUUAUACUUCAGGACACCAUCUUCAACAGACUCUGGGUCAUCGGACUUAUCCCUUCCUCCUGUUUGUCUCCUUUACACAGGGCUCAAAGAUGAACCUGCAUGCAGUCACAACUGACAUCUGAAAUUUGGCUGUGUCAUUAUUGUUGUACUACUGUUUUGAGGUGGAAAAUGGGCAACCACAGGCUACAGGGUCUUUCUUUUUUACAAGAGGACACCCUUUAAGGUUUUUUUUUAGUGAUGUGGAGAUGAUCCUCUCCUCUCAGGGAUGAAUAUGACAGUUCUGUGGGGAAAGCAGCUAUCAGUGUCUCAGUUAUGGAUUGACACUAAAUAGAGAAUAUGUAUUCAGAUACAUCCAUCUCUGCUUUAUCCAUAAAAAGGUUGUGCUGUAGGCCAUAGGAAUAAACCGUUCCCUGCGCCUGCACAAGAGCAAAAAUAACACAUGAUGUGACGUGAAGAUUCAAACGGCUAGUUUUUACAUAGCCAGAAAUUGUUGUCUAUAAAACGUAGAGCCAUGUCUACAGGUGUAAUCAGAAAUGUGGAUCGUUUAAUGUUUCUUUCAAGGUACAGUGUGUAAUUUUGUUAUGUACAUAUGUUAAAAUGUUUUAAUUGUAAUUGCUGAUUAAUUGAUGAUAAUUUACAACAUUGUCUAAAUAAAUUUAAAACAAAAAAAUCUCAAAUCAGUCUUUCUAAAUUAUUAAAGUGAAUAUAGGCAUCAAAAAAUAAUCCACUUUUUAAAAAUAUAUGUGUUAAUUUUCAGAUUUAAUAAAGAUUACAUUUAUCAAGAAUUCUCACAGAUUGACUUUACCUUUGCUGUUAUCCAAUAACUAUAAAUCACUAAUACUGGGAGAUAAAUAUGGUACAGAUUGAAAUGCAACUCUAAUUUUAAAAUUAGCUAAUUACAUCUUUCUUGCUUCCGAUUAAAAACCUGUGUUGAAUUUCAUUUUUAUAUUUUUUAUCUCCGGAAAGGCCAAUACAUAUUUUUCUAUGUAAAUUAUUGAAUGUUAAUAUGGACAUGUGCUCAACAAAUGAUCUUGACUGUAUGAUUUCUCGUGCUUUUGUGUUUUGCCAUGUUCCUCUAUCCACAUGUGAACUUUCCCAUGGUUGUGAUUUACCCGCAUGUUUUCUUGAUAUAAAAUAGGCUCCCUUGAAAUAUCUGUUUUUAAACGAAUCUCACUUUCCAUGCAGGCUACAAUGACAACAAAACAUAAAUAUGAAAGAUUGUCUUUUAAAUGCAAAUGACUGGUUUAACUCUAUGCAGUUUACCUUUUUGCUGGAUUUCAGAGAUGCUAUAGUGGGAUUAAUAUGCCAGCAUCUGGGAGUCCUUAGGGAUUAGAGGAGAAACGCUUUUAACAAGAUUAGUUUUGGGAAAGUGCUCAGCCAGAACGCUCCAUUGCUUUUAAAAGCUACAUACACAAUUUCAGAUAAUGGUCUCUGAAGCAGUUCAAAUGCACUGACACUCUCUCUGUCUCCCCUGAGAGAUCUCCCCUGUUUACCUUUCCAUUUUGAGGUAAAUGUGUUUCAUAGAUGAGUUUUUUAUGCACUAUGGGGUGGGUUUGCACAUUUAUUGAUGCUGCCAGAAUGUUCACCUGAUUAGCAACU
Messenger RNA from Carassius gibelio (silver crucian carp), 3465 nucleotides. It is a transcript of the gene opn4b, whose product is annotated as opsin 4b. Bases 180 to 1844 code for a protein of 554 amino acids. The record is from RefSeq and is a predicted model, not a curated record. Lineage: Eukaryota; Metazoa; Chordata; Actinopteri; Cypriniformes; Cyprinidae. Gene Ontology annotation, molecular function: G protein-coupled receptor activity. Gene Ontology annotation, biological process: G protein-coupled receptor signaling pathway; visual perception. Gene Ontology annotation, cellular component: membrane. The transcript is spliced from 11 exons.